UCUACAACCGAAUGAAUGAACAGAACGAACAGAAUCUACAUAUUUAUCUUACAUAUAAAUAUACAUAAAUACAUUAAAAAAUCUAUAUUUAAAAAGAUAAAAUCUGAGAAAUGGGUUGGAGGAAAAGGCUAAAGAAAACGGGGAUGCAGAUAAAUGAGAGCAGAAGGAACAGAUGGCCUUAAAGAAGGGAUUAAAAGAAUCUGAGUGGGUUCUUACAGUAAAAACAGAGUGUCAGGGGGAAAAGAGAGAAAGCGUAAAAGUUGACAAGAAAACUGGAUGGAAGAAGCAUAAGCUGGACUGUGCCUGUCUAUGAGCGCAUGUCCAGACGCAGCCGUUCCCUGCUAUCCCUCUUUUUAACCUCUCUGGCCCUGACACUCUCUAUACUGGCCUUCUGUACCUCCUACUGGUGUGAGGGGACACACAAAGUGGUAAAGCCUCUCUGCCUGUCUCCUGUGAAAAUGAAGAACUGUGGCCAGAACAAUAACCAGCCCUAUACCACCGAGAGCCCAACUGCAGACCCCAAAAAGCCUGAGUCCAGCCUGAAAAGUUCCCCAAAGCGAAAGGAGGAGCAAGCGCUAAUAAAGGCAAAGAAGCUGACCAAUGCAGUCCACUAUAUCUGGGAAACAGGAGAGGAUAAAUACAUGCUUAGAUACUUCCAUACUGGAUUCUGGCGAUCUUGUGAGAAACAACCUAAUGGUGAAGGAGAGAAAUGCCGAAGUUUUAUUGAACUGACUCCAGGAGAAGCACAAGGUGUUCUUUGGCUCUCCUUGUUCUCAGAGUUCAUGUAUAUAACUCUGCUGGCCAUGGGAUUUCUUCUGAUGUGGAUGGAGUUGCUGUUACUUUGCUUAAAUAAGGAGAUGUAUGCACUUAAGAUCAAUGCUUUUGCUGCCAUUUGCACUAUUCUCUCAGGAAUGAUGGGGAUGGUAGCACAUAUGAUGUACACUACAGUAUUUCAGUUAACUGUGAGCAUUGGUCCUAAGGACUGGAGACCACAGUCCUGGGAUUACGGCUGGUCGUUUGCUCUGGCUUGGAUUUCUUUUAGCUGUUGCAUGGCUGCAGCUGUCUUGACCCUCAACUCCUACACCAAGAUAUUGAUUGAGAUGACGCACCGAGCUCGUGUUCGCCUGGAAGAGGCUGCAGGCCAUGCUCCUCCUUAUGACGAUAUUAUUAUGGCCGGAGCUAGUGGCAGCAUCUACUCCAUCAACCUUCCUUUUCAGCACUGCCAGCAAGGGAAGUUCAUUGACACCACAUGGCCCUCAAGAAAGGGGGGUCUGCCUGGAGUAAUGAUCUCUGAUGGACUGGUGCUGUUAGAAGGGUGUGGACCUCAGGGGUGUGAAGACUGUGAGAACGAGAUCGACAAGAUAAUGAAUGCGUUUAAGAAAGAAGGUGAAGUAGAGGCGGAUGAAAUGUGCUGAACAUUAAUGUUGGUUGAAAGAUAUGGUUGCCACAUACAGUGUUAGGGUGCAUGUGGAGGACAUGUACAUGCAAAAUAUGUGCUGAAUGACAUAUCUGUAUCUGUAUCUGUAUAAUUAACCCCUGCGUGUUGGUUUGUAAGGUCUACCUAUACACUAUAAAGGAAAAAAACCUGACCAUAACAUGCUUUUUAAACAUCCCAUUCCAUGUUUAGUCCCCAUUUGUUGUUAUAAUAUCCUCCACACUUCUGGGGAGAUGUUCCACUCAAUCUUUCUGGAGAUUUGUGCUAAUUCAGCCACGAGGGCAUUAGUAAAGUGAGGUAUUGAUGUAGUGUUUGGAGGCCUGGAUUGCAGUCAUACCUUCAUUGAGUUUGCUUUGUGCACAGGGGCAUUGUCAUGCUGGAACAGGUUUGGGUCUCCUAGUUCAAAUACGAAAAUGCCAUGUUACCACAGCCAACAACAUUCUAUACAAUUGUGCCUCCAAGUAUGUGGUAAAACUUUUGGGGAAACUUUAGGGACCUUCUGGUGAAAAAAACAGGUGUCCUAAUUGAGUUUGAAUUGAGUUUUAUGGGGGGGGUCCCCAGUUUUUGUGUAAUUCAUAUAUUUUUUACUAAAAUAAUCUUAGGGACCCACUAAGUCUUAAUUUGAGCACUGCUGCCAUUGUCUGCUUUUUCCUCUUUGACAUAGACAGUUCUGAAAUGGUGUUUAUUAAAACACUGUACAACAAAUCAAUAAAUGAAACCUUACAGAGUUUUCCGAAACUAUUGGAACAUCAAAGCCAAUUCAGUUGGUUUUUCUGUUUGGGUUUGAGAACAAAAAAAUUAACAAGACACUAGCUUGAUGGACUCAUGGAUGUUGAAGAAGGCAGACAGCAUUUUUUGUGAUGCAGCCUGUGCAUUAUUUCACUCAUCCAUCAGUCUUCAUACAUUCAAGAGGAAGCACGUGUUAAUCGUCACCCACCCGAACCUGGUAGGUGUCUUUUAAAAGGGAAGAUUCGACUGGUGUCAUGUCUGAUGUGCAAAAAUAAAACUCAAAUGGGCUUUAACAUUCAGCCUAUAACA
Molecule: messenger RNA, 2473 nt
Organism: Silurus meridionalis
Lineage: Eukaryota; Metazoa; Chordata; Actinopteri; Siluriformes; Siluridae
Exons: 7
Coding region: 318-1415 (365 amino acids)
Cellular component (GO): plasma membrane
Source: RefSeq, a predicted model, not a curated record